UGCAAUAGGCACAGGACGGGAAAAGAGUUGGGGCAGCCGUGUUAGGGACUCGUGAGUGGAAGCAGGCGCGGCAAAGUGGCUUUGGUGGCAGCCUCGUUUGUGUUCUGCCCUUGGCGUGGCAAACUGCAGCGGAAGGGACACGUUAGCAGCGAGAGUUCUUCAGUGAGGGGCGAAAACGGGCACUCAAAGAAACGGAUGUUUGCCCCCCGCCCCGCCCGUUUUCCUGAAGCCGAAAGAGUGCAAAGAGGCCUCCCAACCACUGGGGGCGUCACCGUCACCGGUUCUCUGCCGCUUCCAUGUCGGGAAGGAAGUGGAGGACAGCCCUGGGACAGACAGGAAGUGGGCCAUACUGGGAAGGUCGCCGGAGAGAAGCGGGCGGGGGGCGAUCUUGUUGCUACUCCGCCCACGCCAGUCCCCGGAGCCCCGCCCCAAGACGCAGCGCGCACGGCCUGCAGGCGGGACGCAAUAGGCGAAGGCUCUCGGGCGGCGCGGAGGGUGGCCCGUGGCCGACGAUGGUGCUGCGCCGGCUGCUCUUCGCCCUGCUGAACGACCCUCGGCUCCUAGACCGCCUGGCAGAGGCGCGGCCCAUCCGGGCGGCAGCGCGCUUCACGGCCGCGGCCCUCACCCGCGGACUGCGCCUGCGCGAAACCUUCCUGCGCGAGCUGAAGGAAGAAGCGGCGCGCGCAAAGGACGCCGGCUGGCCCCCUCGCCCCCCCGGGCCGAAGAAGGGGCGGAGCCCAUGAGGACCCCCUGCUUUCUGGAGGAACUGCGCAUGUGUGGAGAGGCGGGGCUUCCGGACGGCGUCGUUUGCGCCCCUUCCGGAGCGGCAGGCGUGCGACUCCCUCACCCCCGCCCCCCGAGACCUUCCUGGUGGAGACCGAGCGACGGACCCCUCCUCCCCCACGGGAGCUCCGGGCGGCGGCAGAGGCAGGAGCGUGGCCGAACGGGAGAGGGUACGGGGAGCGGAGUCGCUGCCGAGGGUUGGGCCCGGCCGAGGAGAGGUUCCUGCUCCGGAGAGAGGCCGGGUGGCUCUCAUAAGCGGGGCAGCGAAAUCCCCCCCUUCCCUUUUUCCGGAUUGGGACUCGAUGCUGAGCCCAAAGCGGAGCGCAGUUGUGCGCCGAGAGGGACCGUUUGGGUUUGCUCCGGUGCUGCGGAAACGCCGUCGCUGCUCAGCCCCGGGAGGCGGCAGCAAAGCCAGUUCCUUUGAUCGGAGUCUCAGCGGCGUUUCCACAACUGAUGGGAAGCAACUUUGUGGCUAGAACCGUUAGGUGAGCAGGAAGAACUGAAGCGGUAAAGGACCUGGAGGGGCCCACGAAAUUUUGGCUGAAAUCUGCCUGAAUUGCAGUCCGAUAGCCUCUGUUCACAUGAUGUUUUUAAUUAUUGUUUCCUUAAUAAAGUGGAACCUAACCAAAUAAAAUGAAUUUGAUUAAGCCAUUAAAAAAAAGACUCCAACGCCAUGGUGCAUAUCAACUGGCCCAGAUGUGUCUGUCAAGCAAAUGCAUCCACUGAAUGGUCAGGAACAAUGGAUCGGCAACUAGAUUUAUAGAGGGGGGUGUCCUAGGCACAUGUCUCAUUCACAAGACAAAAUUAUGUUCUGUAAGUCUUGAUGCAUGUUAUACAGUGGAUCUCUAUUUGUAUAUUGACCAAUGAUGCCAGUGUCGUGGUUUUUACUGGACACCUAUAAUUAUUGUAGUUUAAAACUAGUUGGAUUGUGUGCUAGGUAACCUAAAUCUGGAGGAGGGUGGCAGCUCUCAUGAGGUUAAAAUGCGGAUAGGAUGACAGACAGGCUUGCAUUUGAGACCCAGUUGCUACUGCAGGAUGGGGUGGGGUCCCAGCACCGUCUCCUGCAGACUGCAGUUCAAAAGCAGAUAAAUGGGUCAGUGGGCAAUUUAAUGGGGAUUGAGACUAGGAAGAGUGCAGAGAAAAGCAACAG
Molecule: messenger RNA, 1933 nt
Organism: Notechis scutatus (mainland tiger snake)
Lineage: Eukaryota; Metazoa; Chordata; Lepidosauria; Squamata; Elapidae
Gene: NCBP2AS2
Product: NCBP2 antisense 2 (head to head)
Source: RefSeq, a predicted model, not a curated record